Verticillium alfalfae VaMs.102 is the source of this 234-nucleotide messenger RNA. Its product is annotated as histidine kinase G7. Gene Ontology annotation, biological process: phosphorelay signal transduction system. The record is from RefSeq and is a predicted model, not a curated record. Bases 1 to 234 code for a protein of 77 amino acids. The transcript has a single exon. NCBI's taxonomy places the organism in Eukaryota, Fungi, Ascomycota, Sordariomycetes, Glomerellales, Plectosphaerellaceae.
AUGGACAUUUCGAUGCCCGUCAUGGACGGGUUCGAAGCGACGCGGCGCAUCCGGACGUUUGAGCGGGAGAGGCAGCUGCCGCCCAUCACGAUCAUUGCGCUGUCGGGUCUGGCGUCGGAGAGCGCGCAGGACGAGGCGUUUGUCAGCGGGAUCGACCUCUUUCUGACGAAGCCGGUGCGGUUGAAGGACAUGGCGUCUGUGCUUGAGUCGCGAAAUUUGCUGCGGCUGGACUGA